This is a messenger RNA of Stegastes partitus (bicolor damselfish), 4645 nucleotides long. It is a transcript of the gene vps50, whose product is annotated as VPS50 subunit of EARP/GARPII complex. The transcript has 29 exons. Gene Ontology annotation, cellular component: EARP complex. The coding region runs from base 114 to 3098 and encodes 994 amino acids. Gene Ontology annotation, biological process: retrograde transport, endosome to Golgi; endocytic recycling. The record is from RefSeq and is a predicted model, not a curated record. Gene Ontology annotation, molecular function: SNARE binding. NCBI's taxonomy places the organism in Eukaryota, Metazoa, Chordata, Actinopteri, Pomacentridae.
UGACGCUCAACUAUGGCUACCCUCUCGUAGUGAUGGAGGCGCUCUGUUGACAACAAGGCAAAACUGAAACUCUUAGCCAUUUUAUUUUCCUGCCGACAUAAGUUGGACUUACGAUGCAGAAGAUUAAGUCUCUCAUGGCCCGUCAGGGCCUGAAGAGCCCCCAGGAGAGCAUGGCAGACCUGAGCCCUGUGGAGAACCUGAGGAUCCCCAGCAAGGAGGAGUUGCGGGAGCUGAGGGAGCAGCCCAUCGACCCCCUGGCGGAGCAGGAGAUCAUCGACAGCAUCGAGGAGGUCUACUUCUCCAACGACUCCUUCGACAUGGUGCAGCACGAACUGGAGAAACUCCCACCUGAGCUGAACCUGCAGGAGCUGGAGGAGUACCGAGACAAGCUCAAAAGACAACAGGCUGCAGUUUCUAAAAAGGUCGCCGAUCUCAUUCUGGAGAAACAGCCUUCUUAUGUAAAGGAGCUGGAGAGAGUGACGGCGUUACAAACCAACCUCCAGCUGGCAGCAGUCAUUUGCACUAAUGCAAGGAGGCAACUGAGUGUGGCGAAGGAAGGCUUCACCGAGGCCAGCCUGGGUCUGCUGGCCAACCAAAGAAGACGGCAACUGCUGACAGGCCUGCUCAAGUCUCUGAGGACCAUCAAGACCCUGCAAAGAACUGAUGUCAGACUCAGCGAGAUGCUCGAGGAGGAAGACUAUCCAGGUGCAAUCCAGCUCUGCCUGGAAUGUCAGAAAGCUGCCAGCACCUUCAAACACUACAGCUGCAUCAGUGAAUUGAAUUCCAAACUGCAAGACACUCUAGAGCAAAUCGAGGAGCAGCUUGAUGUCGCCCUGUCGAAGACUUGUAAGCACUUUGAUGUUUCGCACUACACCAAGGUCCAGCUGGCCUACACGCUCCUGGGUAAAACACAGACUGCUAUGGACCAGUUGCACAUGCACUUCACCCAGGCCAUCCACAACACAGUGUUCCAAGUGGUGCUGGGAUACGUUGAGCUGUGUGCCGGAAACGCUGAUACCAAGUUCCAGAAGAUGCAGUACAAGGACCUGUGCACGCACAUCACCUUAGACAGCUACAUCCCCUGCCUGACGGAUCUGUGCAAGGCAUUGUGGGAGGUGAUGCUGAGCUACCACCGCACGAUGCAGUGGCACGAGGAGCAUGACAAACAGGAGGCCACACCCACUCCAGAUGAUGCAGCAGCAGCAGCAGAGUCUGAUGAGUUGAUGGUGGACCGCAGCUAUGUAAAGAAGAAACUGGAGCACGGACUGACACGGAUCUGGCAGGAUGUCCAGUUGAAAGUGAAGGCCUACAUCCUGGGUACAGACAUGUCAAACUUCAAAUACGACGAUUUCAUUGUGGUACUGGAUGUCAUCAGCAGGUUGAUGCAGGUGGGUGAGGAGUUCUGCGGCAGUAAGUCAGAGGUCCUGCAGGAGUCUAUCAAACGCCAGAGUGUCAACUACUUUAAAAACUAUCACCGGGCACGACUGGAAGAGCUGAGGAUGUUUCUGGAAAAUGAGUCGUGGGAACUGUGUCCAGUCAAGUCUAACUUCAACAUUGCUCAACUCCACGAGUUUAAGUUCAUGGGCCAGUGUCGCUCUCCGUCUGUUUCCCCGAGCAGACAGGCUGUGUCCACGACCAGCCCGCCUCAGGAGGAGCUGUCUCUGUUCCAGCAGUACCUUCAGGAGGGAAACCCCUUUGAGAUGCACAUUGAGCACAAGGAAGAGGAGACGGAGGAUGUGCUGGCGUCUAACGGAUACGAGUCCGAUGAGCUGGAGAAGAGCGUGUAUCAGGAUUACGACAGCGACAGCGAUGUGCCUGAUGAGCUGAAGCAGGACUACGUUGACGAGCAGACAGGUGAUGUUCCUCAAAAGAGUGUGUCCCGAGAGACCAUAAGAAGCAAGAAAAAGUCCGACUACAACCUUAACAAGACCAAUGCGCCGAUUCUCACCAACACCACCCUCAAUGUCAUCCGGCUUGUCGGAAAGUACAUGCAGAUGAUGAACAUUCUGAAGCCCAUUGCCUUCGAUGUGAUCCACUGUGUAUCACAGCUCUUUGACUACUACCUGUACGCCGUAUACACCUUCUUUGGUCGCAAUGACAUGCCUGUCCCAAGCCCAUCUUUGCCAGCUCACGGUGGCAGAGAGACAGGCCCUGCCAGGGUGGUGGGUCCUGCUUGCUUGUAUGAGUCAUCAGGUCUGGGCCUUAUCAGCAGCAGACUGAGAACCACACUGAACCGGAUCCAGGAGAGCCUCAUUGACAUGGAGGCUGUGGGGGAGAACGCAGGAGUCCAUGGGCCGGCAGAGGACAGGAAGGAGAAGGUUCCCAGCCCCCAUCUCAGCCAAAUGGUGGUCCUCACUAACAGUGGCACUCUGUAUGGACUGGCACAGAGGGUGGUGGCCACUGAGUCCCUUGUGUUUCUGGCAGAGCAGUUUGAGUCUCUCCAGUCCCACUUGGACACAAUGAUGCCUGCAGCCAAGAAGCCCUUCCUACAACAGUUUUAUUCCCAGACGGUGUCUACCGCCAGCGAACUGAGGAAACCGAUAUACUGGAUUGUGGCAGCCAAGGCCAUCGACUACGAACAGAUGUUGCUCAUGAUGGCCGGAGUUAAAUGGGACAUUAGGGAGAUAAUGUCACAGCAUAACGUAUAUGUGGACGUCCUAUUAAAGGAGUUUGAGCAGUUUAACAAGCGGCUGGGCGACGUUUCCAGACAUGUGCGCAUCCCCCUGCCCGUGUCCAACGUCCUGUGGGAGCACUGCAUCCGCUUGGCCAACAGGACUCUUGUUGAGGGCUAUGCUAAUGUGAAGAAAUGCAGCAACGAGGGCCGGGCCCUGAUGCAGCUGGAUUUUCAGCAGUUCCUGAUGAAGCUGGAGAAGCUGACUGACCUGCGACCCAUCCCCGAUAAGGAGUUUGUCGAAACCUACAUCAAGGCCUAUUACCUGACUGAGAACGAUAUGGAGCAGUUCAUCAAGAACCACAGGGAGUACUCCAUGAAGCAGCUAGCCAACUUGGUGAACGUCUGCCUGGGUUCACAUAUAAACAAGAAGGCUCGUCAGAAACUUCUGGCAGCUAUCGACGACAUCGACAGACCCAAGAGAUAGACUGAACGACGGAUCGAAACACAUCAACCGACCCACAGAGACGGACACUCCAACUGAGCUGCACCCCAGAUGGAGCUCAGCAUUGAAUGUCUUUAUUUUAGGUUCAUUAGAAAUUUGUGGAGAUGUGUUCAAUAAGAUCUACGGUGUGUGCACUAGUCGAGCUACUGUAAAUUAAAAAAAAAAAAGUCAGCCAAAUGCUAGUUAUCUGGUUAUUCAGUCUUCAUGUGGUCACAAAACACAAGCUGUUGCUUUUUGAAUGCACCUCAUGGCAUUCCUAAAUCUCUGUCUCACACUCGAGCAUGCUAUUCUACGCAUUGACAGACCAUCGUGCAUGCCCUCGUGUUUUCAUUUUUGCAAACAUGCUGCUUGGGAUGCUCUUCUGCAAAUGAUCUGGAACCGCAGCAACUUUUAACAUCUCUUCAGCGACCGUAAGGAAAUCAUGUCGUUGGAGGCAAACGACUACAAAUACUGAAUCUAACAGUGUAACGUGAUGUGUCGCUCGAACCUUGUGGCUGUUUUUAUGACAUUCCAUCGAGUUUUCACCAAAUGUGCUGAAUCUCUGACACAACGUCUACCUUCAGCUUCAAGAAAACAAAAAGUGUACGAGUUGAAAUUUGAGUCACGUAAUGUUGUUCAGCUUUGUGGAAAAUAUGUCCCAUGAAAAGACUUUAACAAUUGCCCCCCCUACUAGCUGAAUGUGCUCAUAUAUGGAGAAGAGAUGGUGGAUCUGGAUUUUUGUUUACCUUAAUCAUUUUGUUUUUUUUAUAAUUUAUUCCAGCCUGUAUGUUUGCUAUAUAUUAUUUCACUUCAGGGUAUUUGUCGCGCCUGACUGGACUUUUCUGCUUUUGUUUGUUUAAUCCACGAAUAAGAUAAAUCUAAUAUAAUGAUGAUUCUGAAAGUAAUAUAAACUGCUGUAGUUUGCAUUGACAUAGAUUAUAUCUGCACCAGCUGCAUUUCUUUGUCUGGGGAUGAGGGAGUGACUUUGUCGUCCUGGGGUGAGUUUUUGAACGUCUUUGAGAGAGUGCUUACCUUCAAUCUUUUUUGCUGAGCAGUAAAAUCUGGCCUGUUUCUAUUUGUUUUGUAGGUUUGUGAGUGUUAGUUUACUAUCUACAGAGAUUUCCUCCAAGGCUCCCCCCUCCACUAGUCAUCUCCAUUAGCUGAACCUGAGCAGGCUUGCAGACAGGUUUGCCAGAUUAACUUAAUCCAAAUGGAAAAAUAUAAAAUGAAGUGACGUUUUUUUUUUGAUACAGCUUCGUAUGUACUUUGUGUGCAACUAUUCCAAGACGAAUACUGUAAAUGUGAAUGUUUUGAACAAUGUCUGUAUUUAUUUCUGGCUUUGUGUCUCGUUUGGGUUUUUAUAUGAUAACUGCUGGAAGUGUCUGUCAUUCAUCACCUCGGUAUCUUGUCAUCCGAAGCAAAUGCAAAUAUUUAAAAUUGUCAAAUUAUGUUAAGGGUCAAGUGCACUAUAGUAAAAAUCUGUAAUCAGUGUUGGAGUUGUAGGUUGAACCAGAUGAUGAUUCUAACACAAUAAACACACUAAUAAUGGA